CCCGGGCUAAAGUUACUGCUGCUUCCUCUGCUCCAUCCGACAAAGAUUGCUGCGUGGCAUAUGUUUGCCGUUACUCGGCUGGGCUCCAGGCGCUGGAGAGAGCCGCUGUCAAGGGACUCCCCGGCGCACAUCUGGGCCCCGGUCGCUGGAACCCGUCUCUCCGCCAGCAUCAGGAGUUGCGUGUCGGAGCCCGGCAACCCUCGUCUUGUCCACCGCUCUACCUACCUCCGUGACGGCCAUUUCAACUCCAUUUAAGAAACGCUUUUUUUUUUCCCUUCAGAUGUGGCCCUACCAACAUCCGCAUCAUCUGCUUCCUCUAUCAGACGCUCCUGGUCGAAUUGAUAUCACAGCCCCGGUGCGAACCAGACAACUGCGCCGCAUCUGUUUCCGCCUCAAUUACCCUGAAACACCAAACAAACCAGUGACUGUGGCCGGUCGUCUCGCUUUUCACCUCGCGGCAGGCUUCUGCUUGCGCCAAGCAUGUCAGGCCAUGCGCUAACUUCUGGGGGAUUAGGCCAGCAGCAGGCCAGACCCGGCAACCACUUUAGCCGACAGUCCGACUCCGAGUCUGAAGAACGGCUCCCCUCAAAGUCGCCAUCCGCCGUCAUAUCCUCGGCCUUUCGCGGCAUCAAAAAGAUCACGCCGGCAAGACCUUCCAAGCUCUCUCUGCGCCAGCCGUCCGAGUCAGACGUUCCUGCACUCGAGUCUUCCCUCAGCUCCGCAACUAUCCCCCCCGGAAGCACACGCCCGCCGCCCCCACAACAUGCACGAAGCUUGAGUCUGCAGGAUAGUCUUGCGAAGCCCUUGCCCGAACCGCCGCCGCCGCAACUUUCGCCAGCGAGUCCCUUGACGCCUUUAGCCGUCCCCCAGCAGCCGAGGGGUCUGGCAACGAUUCUCGACACCGAGACGGAGGAAAACGACGACAGCAGACCCGGCACGAUGGAGUCGGCCUCAUCCAUGGAGACAGGUGGCGGGUUGUACGCCCGAGGGGAAGCCGGCCACGGUCAGGACGUGAGCGUCAAUAGCAGCCAGAGCAGCCUGGCGAGCUCGUCUCGGCAUGACGGACAAGACGACCGGAAUUAUGAUAAUCUGACGCCGAAAAGCACCGGCCCGCUUUCGGCCGGUCAGUCGCCCAAUAAUAGCCAGCCGAGGACACAGGCCGGCGGCACGGCCGUCGGGACCGCAACUCCGUCGGCGCACUUGUCGGGGUUGAUGUGCAACGUACACAGGACAACAGGCAGGGAGCCGCAUCCCCUUGUUGGAGCCACGACCACCAUCCUGGGUGACAAGCUGUAUGUGUUUGGCGGGAGGAUAUUGUCAAGAAGCAGACCGGCGCCCUUGACCUCGGAUCUGUACGAGCUUGACCUGAUUCGCCGUCAUUGGACAAAGGUGGAAACGACGGGCGAUAUCCCUCCUCCGCGGUACUUCCACUCGAUGUGCGCGCUUGGGGAUACGAAGCUGGUGUGCUAUGGCGGCAUGUCGCCGACAACGAACCAGAAAAACAUACCGCAAGACCAGCAACCCGAGGUCACGGUCAUGUCAGAUAUUUACAUCUACGACGUCCCGACGAGGAAAUGGACAUUCAUUCCGACACAAGAUGCCCCUCAGGGACGCUACGCGCACUGCGCAUGCAUCCUCCCUUCAUCCGCAACGUUUGUUUCACACCGAGCGCCCCUCUCGGCGCUUCAGCACAAUCCGUCGACAGGCAACCCCAACGAGGGCCGGAUCGGUAUCAAUAUUGACGGGGCUGGCGGCGCCGAGAUGAUCGUAGUCGGGGGUCAAGACGCAUCAAAUCACUACAUCGAGCAGAUUAGUGUCUUCAACCUGCGCAGUCUAAAAUGGGUCUCGACGCAACCCUUGGGUAAGAGCUGUGGCGCGUACCGCAGCGUCGUAGCACCGCUCCCCCCAUCCGUGACCGCUAAGCUCGGCAAGUCGUUUCCCGGUGGCGUUCGUCAGGAUGGUGGAGGAAUCAGCCAGGAGGCCAAAGAGGGCGGGUCCAGCAUGCUUAUCUACAGCAAUUACAAUUUUUUGGACGUCAAAAUCGAGCUGCAAAUCAGGGCCCCCGACGGCAGCCUCAGCGAACGGACGAUGAGCGGCACCUACAGCCCCCCAGGGCUGCGGUUUCCCAACGGCGGCAUCAUCGAUACUCAUUUUGUCGUGAGCGGCACCUACCUCACGUCGUCAAAACAGGAAUACGCUCUCUGGGCGCUAGACUUGCGGACGUUGACGUGGAGCCGCAUCGACGCCGGCGGCGCCGUCUUCAGCCAGGGUAGCUGGAACCGCGGCGUCUUGUGGAACAGGCGGAACACGUUUGUCGUGCUGGGCAACAGGAGACGGAGCCUUGUGGAUGACUACAACCACCGCAGGAUUAACUUUACCAAUGUCUGCAUGGUCGAGCUGGAGGCAUUUGGCUUCUACGACAAUCCUCGUAAGAUCAACCCCAUGAGCGGCUUCGUCAGCGCCAGCAGUCCCUACACCGGACCUGGCUUGAGUCUGGCUCGUAAGGCCGGGUUCACUGCCGGCGGCAGGUACCACAGCCGCGCGGCCGAGGAGCUGGGCGAGAAGGCCCUCGCGAUGAGAGAGUUGGCCGAUAUGGAUAUCCUGUGUAUUGGCGGUGAGCGGAUACCCAUCAACUCGAGAAUCGUCGCGAGGAGGUGGGGCCCGUACUUUGUCCAGCUGCUACGCGAGGGCACGGCGACGCAGGAUGGCAGUGAUGCUGCCACCCUUCGGUCGAAUUCGGUAUCUGCUCCCGGAGGCUCGGUCCGGAGCUCGAACCUCACCAUCACCCCGUCCAUCAUGAGCGGCAGCACCUUGUAUUCGGUUGGCAGCUCGACCAGCAAAGCCGGAAACGCCGGCACGUCGGCCGGAACCCCGGUGGACGCCGCGGCCAUCAAUACGGCUCCGACUCCGCGGACGCUGCCGCCCAACAGCCGACCGCGUUGCCUGUAUCUGCCGCACACCUACCUCACCGUCCAGGCUCUCCUCCACUUCCUCUACACCUCCAGCCUCCCCGCCCCGUCCUCCCCGCUUUGCACCCCUCAGAUUCUCUGCAGCCUCCUCCAGAUCGCCCGCCCCUACCGCAUCGACGGCCUCCUUGAGGCUGUCGUCGAGCGGCUCCACGGCCUCCUCGACAACCGCAACGCCGCAGCCGUCUUCAACGCCACAGCGAUGGCAGCCGGAGGCGGCCGCGGUAUUGACGGCACCCUGAACCCCAACUUCUUCCCCGCGUCCGCCGCGCUGUACGGCCUUGGCGGCACCACCGCCGACAACCUCCAGCAGUCGGAGCACGGGCCGCCCGACGGAAGCAGUGCUGCCGGCUCCGAAGCGGGCAGCAGCGCUGCCACGCGCGGGAUGGCGGGCCUCACGAUCAGCACGUCCGUGCCCGGGGCCCCGCCGAGCAGCGACGAGCUGAGUGCGACAACGAGCGUCAGUGGAAGCGAGUGGAGCGCGUCCGAGGUGGGCGACAGUGAUCGGGGUGGUGGCGGCAGAGAGAUCUGGACGGGGGAGCUGAGCAGCGUCAUUGGCUUGCAGAAGCGGGGGCUGAGGGGCCUCAUGGAGGGGAGACGGAUGAGGGAGCGGACGGGGACAGCAGGUGCAGCUGGGGUGCAGGGCGGUGGCGGCGCCGGCGGCGUCGGCGGACAGCAAGCUGGGCAACCACAGGUUGGACAGUAUGGGCACCCCAGGGUCGGGUUAGGCAUUGCGGGCUCAUAAAAGCGGUUCUAGGAUAAGCUGAGUUAUUUUCAAGCAUCGUACAUACCACUUGGCUUUUUGAGAUAUGUUCUUGGAGCAUUUGUAGAAGGGGGGAAGGAGGGGGUGCGUCGAAAUGUUGAUGUAAAUGAUGUGACGGGGUUCAAAAUUAGAAUGCUUCGUGCGGUGUUUUUUGACUUUGGCCAAGUUGGCUGGUAACCGGUUGCUGGUGUUGACGGGAGCCAAUGUCUCUCCCAUCACCACCUUGUGUUGUUCUUUAGUCUGAGCGAGCCGCGUGUGACGACUAAUUAUCUCGUAUCUCUUCACCUCUUCCGUGGUCAUGC
Messenger RNA from Thermothelomyces thermophilus ATCC 42464, 4031 nucleotides. RefSeq lists its product as uncharacterized. The transcript has a single exon. The coding region runs from base 481 to 3711 and encodes 1076 amino acids. The record is from RefSeq and is a predicted model, not a curated record. NCBI's taxonomy places the organism in Eukaryota, Fungi, Ascomycota, Sordariomycetes, Sordariales, Chaetomiaceae. Gene Ontology annotation, biological process: cell redox homeostasis. Gene Ontology annotation, cellular component: mitochondrion; cytosol. Gene Ontology annotation, molecular function: protein binding.